AAAGUAGUAUCUCUGUGCCUUAACCUCUUUCUGCAGGGACAAAAUAAUCAGUAAAUUUAGAUUGAAUCAUAAUGGUUUCUUCAUUAAUUUCUCGAUUGACAAAUUCUAUUCACAAACUUGAGCAAACUCUUCAUUGCUUUUUGGGAUUGAAUCGAAAAUUUCCCCCUGAUGCAUUCAACUUGGCUGUUGUAGGAAUCGAGAGAGCUGCACCUCGAAAACAAUUUUCUUUGAAAGAUAUUAUAGGAGAUGGAUUUUUAUGGGCUGUUCCUAAACAUAGGAGAACUAUUGAAAAGAGACUCAAAAGAAAAUUUGGCAAUCCUUUCUAUCACUUGAAAAUUUUAGUGCCAAAAACCAAUAUACGAGUUUGUAACACAUGCGGAGAUCACCAUGAAAUAGGAAUUCUAUGCCCGACAUGCUACAACAGAAUAAUGAAAGAAACCAAAGAAAUGCGUAAAGCAAUCAAGGAAAAGCUUGGAUUGCAGCCUGUUGAAAAAGAAGUCGUAGUAUUGUACGAGAAUGAAAAAAGCACACUGGAAGGGGAAUUUGAAGGCCAGCCAAUCGUUGAAAUGAAAAAGCCUAGGCCUCCAUGGUUCAGCAAGAAUCUUUUGCAACAAACUACUCAGCAACCAGCCACUACAAAAGAUGUUGAACCAUCUGGUUUGAGCUAAAUAAAUGUUGGUGAAAAUGUCGCUGUAUUCUGUAAUGCAAAUAUAUAAUCAAGCUAG
This is a messenger RNA of Coccinella septempunctata (seven-spotted ladybird), 725 nucleotides long. It is a transcript of the gene mRpL32, whose product is annotated as 39S ribosomal protein L32, mitochondrial. The record is from RefSeq and is a predicted model, not a curated record. NCBI's taxonomy places the organism in Eukaryota, Metazoa, Arthropoda, Insecta, Coleoptera, Coccinellidae. The transcript has a single exon. Gene Ontology annotation, molecular function: structural constituent of ribosome. The coding region runs from base 72 to 668 and encodes 198 amino acids. Gene Ontology annotation, biological process: translation. Gene Ontology annotation, cellular component: mitochondrial large ribosomal subunit.